CUACUAGUGAGUGCGCGUCCGUCGUUUUACAAUAUCUCUACGUUCCUCGUUCGGUGUGUAUUAUUAUUGUUAUUUUUUUUUCUCCAUAUCCACCCUCCUCUUGCCCGCGCGCAGUCUUUGCGUUCCCGUCGUGUUGAUCCCGUAUCCGUGCGACGUUCGUGUAUUCCGAAUUCUCGUCUCGACCGUAGCGCACUUAACACGCUGCUAACGCCGCAGUCGUCACGACGUCACAGUAACGUUUUUGUCUCCCGUGAUUACCGGAGUCAUCCGCGAGCGGUUUCAUCGCGAUUUUCUCGAUUAUCCGUUGUAUUUACCGGCCGGCCAGACAUCUUCCACAGACCGCCGUCUAACACAUUUCCAUCGCUGUGUUUUUAUUUUUCUUUGCUGCCCGUGUAUUGCACCGGGCACCCGUCGCACACAGCAGCUACCGCAAGCCACCGGUCGACAGCCGCUCAUUGUCCACUGCGUUUGUCGUCGUCCAAUUUUUAUAUUGCGUAAGUAUAUCGCCGGUAACGUAUACAUUUUUUUAACCGUUGGUAAUUACAUUAAUCGCAGGAGUUUUUUUUUACCGGUUUUUUCAACAAUUUGGUUGUCAGCUCCCCCCCCCCUUCCCUCUCACAAUACCCCCAAUGCGCCGUUUUUUCUUUUGUCCGUUACGCGGUCCCGUCCUGUGGCGGGACGAUCGCGUACGCGCGCGUGUGUGUGUGUGUAUGUGUGAAUGUGUGUUUGUGCGGUCUUUGGCGGGAGGGAGGGGGCAGGGUGACGCGCGUUCGUCGCCGCCACCAAACGGCCAAACGGUCACAGUUUUCGACUCGCCGCUGCCGUUGUCUUGUAACAAGAAUUAUUACGAUUUUCCAUUACGCCGCCGACUCGUAGGUACCUAUAUUAGUUUUCAUUUUGACGUCCGCGAACAGUGCCGCCAAAAGGUUACUUAUUGGCCAGCAGGUGGUGUCCUCUGUUUGAGAGGGCUCCCGCGUUCUAUACAGGUGGUUGAUCGGGUCGAUUAUUAAUUUUUUUUUUUCGAUCUCGCGGAAUUUCGUACUGUCCCUUUGUGACCAGACCGUGACAACAAUCUUUAGGAAAACGUUACUACUAAAGUAGGUACAUUGUUUUUAUAAUCUGAUGGUUUAUCGACUGUGUCAUCAUUAAUGAAAAUUGAUUUUCUUAUUGAAAUCAAUAAUAUUGUGCUUACAAUAUAUAGUUUUAUUUAAUUAUUCCUUAGUAAUGUUAAGUUACAUUUUGGUUCAUCGUCUUGUCCAGUUGUCUGUAUACCUAUUUCGAGUAUUCUUCUAGUAUCUGAUGUUGACAUUGUUGCAUUGUUAUAUUUUUUUAAUUUCCAAUCUAAUAAAUCUCAAGGUUUCCUACUGUUACUUUGUAAAUAUAAAGUUAGUUUAUAUAUCUAUUUUUUAAGUAAAAAGUCGAUACCUAUUCAUUUCUGAAAAUGUAUUUAGUGUAUGCCAGAAAUGAAAUACCUACCUUAUACUUACAAUUUAUUGUCUUCAAUAUCUUUUAGUAAUAAAAUAAUUAGUAACUAAUACAUCCAUAUGUUUAACACCUUAAAAACUGAUCGUUAGUAUUGGCACUGUUAUUAACCUAAUAGAUACUAAUUUUAUGGUUUAUGUAGGUAAUUUUUUGUUAUAAACAAAACGAUUAGUUUUAGAAUCUUUUAGAAUUCACAAUUCUGCUUACAGUGAAAAACACAGAUGAUUGCUAAGUUUAAUUUAUUGCUUAUAUUAGUGUACGUGUGCACAGUAUUGCUAUAAUUCAUACCUAUUGAAAACUAUAAAUGUGCAACUUUAUUUAAAGUUUAAGAUAAGUAUUAUCACAAUAAAUUAAGUUUUUUACACAUAGACUGCUGAAUAGUUUAUUUAACGGUCAUACUAGUCCGUUCCACGAGAGAAAGGUACUGCACAUGUUGAAUGAACGGUGAACUCUCGUUGCACCAUUAAAUUUCCUCUACAUAACUGCCGAGGUUUAUGACGACCAGUUAUACAACGUGUUAAAAUUAUUUACUAUUACCGAUACAUUUUAUUGUAAUUGGUCAUGCUCAAUCAAUGUUAACUAUAUAUGAUAUAAAUUAAAUUUUAAAAAAUAAAUUAUACACGUGAAACGUCCGAAUAAAAAUGACAAUAUUAACGUUCUGUAAAUCACGUAUAAGCAAACGACAAUAAUAUCAACGCAUCGCAAAGGUUUGAUGUAGUAGGGCAUGUGCAGUCGAUACUGUUCUCGUGAAACGGGCUAUAGAAACUACCUAUACUAAUUUUACUUGUUAAAUUUAAUUAAUAUUGCAAUGGGUAUAUAUUGUUCUGGUCAUGCAAACGUUGUUAGAUUUGUCACUAGUUACCCACUGAAAAAUGUUUAUUUUUUACAAUUAUAAAUUAGGUAUCAUCUGGUGAAAUUUAGUAAAAUGUUUGAAAGAAAUAGUAAAAAAGUCUCCAAUGUAGUGAUAGUAGGAAGGUAUUCAACAUUUUAAAAUAUGAUUAUUAGUCUGUGCUUUCUCGGUCUUACUAAUGCAAAAUACUAUUUUUUAGAAAAAGCUACAUUCAGCUUUCAAAAAGAAACUCUUCCGAUUUUAUUUAUGAUACCUACCUAUAAAUUAAGUCGACACUGAAAUAUAUACUAUAUCAGUGGUCUUCAACCGGUAGGUCGCGACCCAUUUUUGGGCCCCAAUAAAUUUUCUUUUUAAAAUAAAAAUUAAGUUUAUAUAAUUAUAUAAAGUAUACAAAUAAUUUUUUAAUUAUUAAACUUAGAAAAUUAAUAAAUGAAAAUACAGUUUGGAAAUGACUGUAAUAUAUUAUGUAUAAACAAUAUAUAAUUUAUAUUCAAAAAUAUAAUAGUACAAUGGAUUUCAAAUCACAGUAUAUGUUUCAUAUACUGGUAUGAUUCUACGUAGUAUAACAUAAAAUAUAAUUUACGAGUAAACCGGGCUAGUAAUAAAAUAAAUGUAUAUAUUAUUAUUGUUAAAGAGUCCCAUAAUCUACGAACAUUGUCGCUGUGUUUAAAUGAAUAAAUGUUAGUCUCGUUAUUAUUCUAGUCAUAUUUAUGUAUUCGUUAAAAAGUUUUUUUUAUUUUUAUUUAUUCGGUUAUAAUAGUACUACUACAAAGUAUUAAGUAAUUUUAGAUUUUUUUUUUCUUUAUGUAUACCUUAUGUGGGUCACGAAUAAUUUACGCCUAAAAAAAUGGGUCGUGAGUCCAAAAAGGUUGAAGAACACCGUGCUAUAUUAUGGACCUAACAAAAAAUAAGCACUAUAUAUUACCUGUGUCAUAAAAACGUGAAAAUAACAAAAAUUGUUUUUUACUAUAUAAAUACAUACCACCAAUAAAGUCAUAAAUGUAUACUAUUUGAUGGGUCAAUACACCAGGCUACUUUAAAAUAGAUUAUAACAUGAAUCGAAAAUGUUGGCAUUUUUCUUAUGAAUUGAUAUAAAUGACAGAUUUUUUCUACUAAUUAUAAUAAAUACUAAAUAAAUCAUUAUAUCAGCAGUAAAUCUUGAUAUAUAAAAUAACAUAUUUGAAGUUCCUGGUGCAUAAAACAAAUUUAAAGUUCACUUUCCUAUUUUUAUCUGUAUCCUAUAAUAAUUAGCAAGUGCUAUAAAAUCCGAGACCCUUUAAUUGUGUUAUGUUGUUCUUGAGUUAGACUAAGCCAGUAUAUGCGGGUGUAAGUAACAUCAUCUUAAUACAAGUACCCAUAUUUAAUAUGAGAUCUUAGGUAGGUAGUAUAUUUUUAAUUAAAGACUGUUAGACUAAAAUAUAUAAUCCGUGCUAACGGAAAACACAUAUGGCUCGUGCAUGUUAUAUGUAUGAUGUACGAGAAUGGGCUGAGUUUUGGGUGGUAUCUGUGUUCACUUGUUGUGCAGGGUCAUUCGCAAAUAAAUAUUUUGUAUUAAAUCAAAUAAUACUAUUUUUUAUUUUGCAUAUUUUAUGGUUUUGUAUUUUAAAUGCAUAUUUUAUUAUUUUAAGAAUAUAAAUGCAUAUUUCAGUACAUUUUCAAAUUUUUUUUAAAAAAUAAUAACAAAAUAUAAAGCAUACAGUCUGAAUAAAUUAAAAACCCUAAAGCACCACACUGUAAUGCUUCAAUUGUAAAAUUGUAAAUUAAUAUGUAUCUAAUAUUAAAAAAAUAAUAAAUGAAAAACUACUUUUAAAAAUUAAAUACUUAAGAUGAUGAAAUACAUUUUUUAUACACAAAUGCGUACCUAUUAUAGUUAAGUGCAUAAACAUCCAAACUCUAGUUAUAACAAACUACCUUGAAUAGUUUGUUAUAAAAGAUAUACAAAAAUUAACACAAUUAUAUGAAUUCAAAUUAUAAAUCAAUAAAAUUACUUAAUUAAUUGUUCUUAUUGGAGUUUUUUUUUUACAUUUGUUGACUUAUAAAAACUAGUUCUUCAUUGUAACAAUACAUUAUAGGUCCAAGUAAAAUACAUAAAUUACUUAUUCAAAAAACAAUUAGCAAAAAAUAUUUGAAUAAGUUGAGUUCGACAUUUAUUUGAACAACUUAAUAAAUAUUUACAUGUAUUAUAUUUUCUUAAUAAAUACAUUUCACAAGUGAACUUUGAGUUGGUACUUAUUUAAGUUUUUGUAGGUUGAAAGGUAUGAUAAUCAAAAAUUUGGUUUAUAAGAACAAUAUCGUUUAAUAUAAGAUAUCUACUUUUAUUUGUGUAAUUAAUAGAAGUUUUUUAAAAAAAUUUCUAGGCACUUAAAAUGGAACAAGAUAAUGGAAGAAGGAGGAGUUCACGCUUGGCUGCAAAAGGAGUGACCACGCCAUCAAGAACUGAGUCUGCAUCAAAAAAAUCUGCCAAGAGUGUAGAAAAGCCUACGCCUAAUAAAAGAGCAAAGCGCAAGAUUGCAGAAGUUGCACUUCCCGAUGCUAAGAAGACCAAAACCGCUGAAGAAAAAUCUCCUGGUGAGAUUAAUGAAAACAACGUUGAGAAAACUAAUGCCACACCAAUGGAUGUAGAAGUAAAAGAAUCUUUGUCAUCAUCUGAAGUAGAGAAAAAUGAGGACAUUGAAACUAUGCUCAUAGAGAUUAAACAACCAGAAAUUGUUGAGAACAAUUUGAUAGAUGUUGAUAUUGAGAAAAAAGAAGAGGUUGCUGAUACUAUCGCAGUAUCUGAAGAAGCAGUAUCUGAAGAAACAGUGUCUGAAAAACCAGUGUCUGAAAAAACAGUAUCUGAAACUGCUGAUGAGCCUGUUAAAAAGGACAUUACUGAACCACUAAAUAAUGAUGUAUCUCAGGAUACAGAGCCUAAGCCAGAUCCAGUGAUAGUGGUUGAAAAUAGCAAGGGUAAUGAUAAUAAAGAAGAGGAAGUCGCUGAAGAACAGUUAAACAAUGAUGUUGAUGCAGUUAAAGAUGUAAAUGGUGAUGUCAAUGAAGUUGAAUCCACUAAUGGCAAUGAAUUGGAGGCAGUCGAACAAAAUAAUGGUGAUAUUGAGACAGAUUUAAAAGCAGCUGUUACUGCAACAAUUCCUGCUGCCAACACUAUAUUAAGCAACAAUGAUGUGAGUGAGCUGGAAAAUGUUGCUGAAACUGUGAAUGUCACCCCUGAUGAUAAAGCGCCAAAUGUGGACCAGUCAACCACAGUUGUGUCCUAAUUUUAUUGCCAUUAUUCGUAAGUAUAAAAAAUAAAAAAGUAUUCUACUAAUAUUAUUUUGUGCAUAAUUAAAUAUGUAGUUUACAAUAGUUUAUUAUAGUAGGUACUUUAUUUUAAAAUUAUAAUGGGUAAUACUAAUGAAGUAAUAAACAUUGCAUUUACCUAUUUAAUUCGAUAACUGCAUUGUUUUAUGAACUAGGUUUAGAUAAUAAUAUCUUAAGUUUUGCAAAAUGUGUACUAAUUAUUAGUAUAAAUAAUAAAUUACUUAUAUUUUAUUAAUACUGUUAGUUGCUCAAAUAGUAAAUUUUAAACACGAGUUUUUUUUUUUACUGGUUAUAGGGAUUUAUUGGUCAACAGUUUCCUUUGAUCAGUAAAAAAUGUAAUAUGUUUCAUUUAUAGACAUAAAAUAAUUAACAAGAAAGACAAAUUUAUUUGAUCUUAACUAAAUAUGGGGUUCCUCUUAAUAAUUGUAAUUGGUAUAUACCUACAUUUCCUUAGUUUUUAUAUUAUAUUUGUCUUUCUUUUACACAAGUUUUUACACUAAUUUUGUAAUGUUUGUUUACAGGUUUAAUAUUAAUGAAGAACAUUUAGACUUAUAUUGACUUCUACUUGGUGUAACCAUGCUCAGUAGUUACAAUUUUUUUCUUAUACUGUUUCUUUACACUAUUUACGAUUUACAAUAUAUUUUUGAUUGAUAUUGUAGUAAAUAUUUGGAAAUUUAUGUUUAGUUUUUUUUUUUUUUUUUUUUUUGCCCAGUAAAAAUUUUUAUUUUUUUUUAUGUAGAAUUUAUACACAAUAAUAUAUGUUACACACAAAAAACUUACAAUUUAUUAAUAGUAUUAAAAUUAAAAAUUGUAUAUUUUAUAACUUAAAAAAAAAAAAAAAAAAAAAAUAUUAAUGUUGGUAUAUAUUUGUGUACUAUUUGUCAAUGUAUUUUUUGUUCAAUUUAUAAUUUUUAUUUUUAUGAGACUAAACUGUAUUUUUAUUGUCCACUUAAUGGCAUUUCCAAUAAAUCCAUAACUGCUGGCAGUUAUUUAAAUUUAUCAAAACAAAAUGGUUAGUAGUUCAUUGAAAAUAUUUGAUAAACUACUAGCAUCAAUUAUAUUGCUAAUUAUACUUUUACAAAAAGGAAUUUUUUUUUAAAAAAACAUUAAAAUGUAUCCCUGAUUUUAAUUCUAUGAGCAAUCAUUUUGUAAUUUAUCAACAAUGCAUGUAAAUAUAUGGAAUAAUAUUCUUUUAUUAUAGUAAGCAACGUUUAAACAUUUUUCUAGAGUAAUAUUUGUGUAUUGAUAAAGUCUCUUGUAGACCUAUAACUUUUUUUUUAAUUAAAUAAAUCAUGGUUUUUUUUUUUUUUUUGUACAAACUGAUGUUUAUUAAUUAAUAUAUAAUGAAUUUAUUUCUACUCUUGUUUACAAUAUUAUUUAUUCAUCAUUUUUGUUGUCUUAAAUGUUAUAUGUUUAUUACAUUAUUUUAAAAUCUAUAUUAUAUUAUUCUCGAACAAUCGGCAAUAAAAAAAAAAUACAUUAAAAGGAAUACAAAAUGAAUUUGGAUGUUCUUCUAAUUUGACUAAAUAAAAUUACUUACAUCUUGACAUCUUAGGGUUAACUUUUUAAUAAUAGUUUUUCUUAUUAUUUCUUUAAUUAUUAUCCUAUAUUUGAUAAAAAAAAAAAAAAAAAAAAGAACAAUAAUUUUCAAUUACUUACUUAAGAGAACAAACCCUUAAAUAUCUUUGUACUUUUGUAUGAACACUUUGUAUUAUGUUAGACAUAAAAAUCUAACAUAAUACAAAUAGUUAACACUAUAAGAUAUUUACCGAUGUUAUUAAUUUCAAUAAAUUAGGUUUAUCAUUUAACAAAAUGAUUGAUCUUUGUCAAAUUCAACCUUUAUCACUCUGAACAGUAAAUUUUGUCAAGAUGUAAAUAAAAUAUCAAUUCAACCAAUAUUAUCUAACAAUUUUAGUUAAAUGUAAAAUUAAACCGAAUUAAUUUUUUAUGAAGAUAUGUUCGGUUUAAAGUAUGUUUAUCAUAAUAUUGAUUUUAAAUUACAAUAAUGAACUAUGAACAUUAUAAUAUAUUUGUGAAAUCACAAUAUUCUGGCUUAUUGACAGUUUGUGAUCAUUUAAAACUUUUAUAUUGUAUUGUUAUGGUGAUCAACAGAAAUACAUAUAGGUACUACAUUUUGAAAUUGUAAUAAAUGUUUUAUGUGAAAUUUUUUCAUUUAAGUGUGUAUUUAAAAAAAAAGAAAAAAAAAAAAAAAAAAACUAUUUUUCAUUAAAUUUUACUUAUGUUUGAUAUUAUACGAUUUAAUUUGAAUAAAAAUAUCAAUUGAAUGUGUUGUUGAAUAAUUAAGUUAGACUCAUAAUGUGUUUAACGGAUUACCGCCUCUAUUUAUUAUUUAAUAUUGAACUAUUUACAGAACAAAAUUAUUUUAUAAGUAUAUAUAACUGAAUCAAAAAUUGUAAAAUAUUAUUGUUGAAAAUAUAAAACUGAUUCUAAGGGCAAAAUAUAUUUUUUUGGUAG
Molecule: messenger RNA, 8107 nt
Organism: Cinara cedri
Lineage: Eukaryota; Metazoa; Arthropoda; Insecta; Hemiptera; Aphididae
Source: the annotation of a GenBank genome assembly